UGGUGGUCGUGGGCUCCGAUCUACUCGUCGAGAUCGGAUGGGCGCUUCCCUUGUUUAACUUCAGCAGCAGGAACUCUGGCAGAGAAGAGUUGGUAGAUGAGUUAAUAACACUGAAGGAACGCGAAGGAGGUAGUGGCUGGUUCUUCAGAGAGGCGUUUUCCAGCUGGUAUUCGAUGGGUCUGUGUUCAUUGCGUGCCUACUUGAAGGGGAAAAAAAAAAACCCUAUAAUUCGGUUGUGUUGGGGCAAAGACUCCUGAUCGUGUCAGAAGUAUUCGGCUUUCACAGUUGAGGGUAGCAAAAUAAAGCAGGAUGUCCGUGGAUCCGAUGGCCUAUGAGGCCCAAUUCUUUGGCUUCACACCACAGACUUGCCUGCUGAGGAUCUACUUAGCAUUUCAAGACCACCUGUUUGAAGUGAUGCAGGCUGUUGAACAGGUUAUCCUAAAGAAGCUGGAGGACGUCCCAAACUCGGAGAUUAGCCCUGUCCAAGUUCGUAAAUGCACAGAGAAGUUUCUUUGCUUCAUGAAAGGACGUUUUGAUAACCUUUUUGGCAAAAUGGAGCAGCUGAUUUUGCAGGCGGUUUUGCGGAUUCCCCCAAACAUCCUGCUUCCUGAAGAUAAGUGUCAGGAGACACAUCCUUUUAGUGAAGAAAAAUUCCAGCUUCUCAGAAAGGAAAUCGAAGAGUUACAGGAGAAGUAUAAGGUUGAAUUAUGCACUGAGCAGGCCCUUCUUGCAGAAUUAGAGGAGCAAAAAAUUGUUAAAGCCAGACUCAGAGAGACGUUGACUUUCUUUGAUGAGCUUGAAAACAUUGGCAGAGAUCACGGAACUAGUAACUUUAGGGAGAGUUUGGUGUCCCUGGUCCAGAACUGUAGAAAAUUCCAGAACAUUAGAGACAAGGUUGAAAAACAAAGCAAAAGACUGGAAACACGAUAAUUUCUCAGUAGUGAAAAGAGAGAACAUGCAAAUGAAUAGCUUAUCUUUGAUUACUCUUCUGUUUAAGGUCUCUUUCCCAGGUUCCUCAAAGCAGAUUGGCAGAUCUUCUGGAACUGCAGGAUCCAAUUCGGACAGUUUUGUUCAUCUGCUUUCUCCCUUCUAGAAUUUGGGUUGACCACCCUUGUAUCUGAUAACGCCUUUAGUUCUUCUUUUGGGGUUGUACCCAUUCAACUUUAGGGGUACUCUAGUAUGAUUUCAGGAGGGAGUGGAAUCCUGUGUGAAUCAGGCCUGAUUCAUUGAUUGUUGGAGCGCAAUCAUGAGCUACACCAGGGACUAAUGAAGCAGAAAAGCUGGACUGGGGGUAUAGCUCAGUGGUAGAGUAUGCUCAGCAUGUGGUGUCUCAGGGUUUAACAUGCCACACAGGGGAGAAGCAAAAGGAGGAAGGGGAAGAACAAAGGGAAACGGCAGCAGAGGAAGACUGGCGGGGCUGGUGAUGAGUCAGUGGGUGAAAGUACUUAUUCAAGCCUGGUGACUGGAGUUGGAUCCCCAGAACCCAUGUAGAGGUGGAAAGAAAGACAUGACUCUACAAAAUUAUACUCUGAUUUCCAAGGGUACACUGUUGCAUGUGGAACCCCCCCCAUACCCCACAUUGUGUGUGCAUACACACAUAUACAGACAUAAUAAUUUUUUAAGACACAAACAAAACCUCUGUGUAUGUUUGAGUGUGUGCAUUAAAAAACUGAAUCCUAGCUGGUUGUCGUGCACACUGUUGAUCCCAGCAUUGGGAGGCAGAGGCAGGUGGAUCUUUGAGAGUUCAACCUGGCCUAUAGAAAGAUUACAGAACAGCUAGGGCUACAUAGACUGGUCUCAGAAAACAAAACAAUAAAACCAGAUCUGAUUUAUGACACUUAAAUUGGUGAAGUAGACUUUAUUGGGGACUCUUGGAUUAGCUGUAGGGACCAUUGCAUUGAGGGAGAGGUUAGAUUCUGAGUAUAACAAGGAAAAGAUGGGGAUGCGCAGCUAAGGGGCAGAAUUAACUUGUAGGGACAAAAGGUUAUCACUGAAUGGAAAAUUACUAAAGGGAUGAGUGUUAGGGUUUGAAUGUGGCCCACAAAAUUCAUGUGUUGAAACUCUGACAUCCUAUGACACAAUGUUGAAGUUGAAUGCUUAUACUUUGAUUAAUGCCUGAAGGAGUUGGGGAGUUUUUAGGGACUAGGUUUCCAAUAAAAACAUGAGUUCAGGCCACUCGUUCUGGUGUGAUCUCACCCUAUAAUGCCUCCACCAUGGGAAGAGACAGCAAGAAGGCAUUUUUCUUAAUUUGAACUUUGUAAUCUAUACCUGUAAUAAAUAAAUACUUU
Chionomys nivalis (European snow vole) is the source of this 2288-nucleotide messenger RNA. RefSeq names its product MIS12 kinetochore complex component (gene Mis12). The transcript has 2 exons. The coding region runs from base 310 to 930 and encodes 206 amino acids. The record is from RefSeq and is a predicted model, not a curated record. Gene Ontology annotation, cellular component: nucleus; chromosome, centromeric region. Gene Ontology annotation, biological process: kinetochore assembly; mitotic sister chromatid segregation; protein localization to kinetochore. Lineage: Eukaryota; Metazoa; Chordata; Mammalia; Rodentia; Cricetidae.